Messenger RNA from Pararge aegeria (speckled wood butterfly), 1609 nucleotides. RefSeq lists its product as uncharacterized. The record is from RefSeq and is a predicted model, not a curated record. The transcript has 2 exons. Lineage: Eukaryota; Metazoa; Arthropoda; Insecta; Lepidoptera; Nymphalidae. The coding region runs from base 74 to 1489 and encodes 471 amino acids.
UCAAGGUGAUUUAAUUUCAAUCCUUUUACGGUUUAGACAUCAUAGGUACGUUGCAUGCGCGGACAUUGAAAAAAUGUAUCGCCAAUGCCUGGUACAUGAAGAGCAGCGCGAUCUCCAGCUGAUUCUCUGGCGAGACGAUCCGACACAGCCGCUUAGUAUUUAUCGCUUGAAUACUGUUACCUAUGGUACCGCGUCCGCGCCUUGCUUAAGUGUUCGUUGUUUAAAGCAACUAGCAAACGAUUCUACGAACGCCGAUGUUCGCAGAAUAAUAAACGAAGAUUUUUACGUCGACGAUAUGAUCACGGGCUCUGAUAAUAAAUAUAAUUUAAUGAAAUUAUGCGAAGAAACAUCUACUACGCUACGAUCUGGCUGCUUCCCACUUCGAAAGUGGAUAUUUAAUUUUACGUGUAAUGAAUUCGAACCAUUGAUAAAAAUACCUACAAGCACAUCGCCACGCGCUUGUAAAAAACUAACGCUCAAUGAAAACAGCAGUCAUAAAACGUUAGGUAUAGGCUGGCUUAAUGACAGCGAUGAAUUUUAUUUCAAUACCGAGUUUGAAUCCGAUUGCAAUCAAACUAUAACAAAACGUAAAAUAUUAUCAUACGCAUCACAAAUUUUUGAUCCCAUAGGUAUUUUAAGUCCCUUUAUUUUGACAGCAAAAAUGUUACUACAGCAAUUAUGGCUGUUGAAGUUAGAGUGGGAUGACACUGUGCCUAACGAUAUCGCACGUCAGUGGAACCGGUUUCUUGCGUCUCUUCCGACACUCAAAACAAUACGCGUACCUCGCUACGUUAAAGAUAUGUAUGCUAUGUAUACAGAGAUGCAUAUUUUUACCGAUGCUUCGCAAUUAGCUUACGGCGCGUGCAUUUAUAUACGAUCAAUAAAUACUAAUAAUCAAACGGCCACAGUACGAUUACUUUGUUCCAAAGGCAAAGUUGCACCCCUGAAAACCACCAGUAUCCCACGUUUGGAAUUGCUAGGAGCCCUCGUGGGUGCACGACUGUAUGAUAAGAUGUCAUCCGAUCCUAAUGAUUUACUCCCACUUAGCCCCGCUCACUUCCUGGUUGGCCGUCCGCUUACAGCGCCUGCCUGCGAUAACCUGGUGGAUACGCCUACUCACAAACUUGACCGAUAUCAACGAGUCGAACAAAUUCGACAACAUUUUUGGACUCGCUGGGCCAAAGAAUAUUUAUCCGAGUUGCAGACGCGAACGAAGUGCAGGGAGAACACACAAGAUCUCAAGCCCAAUACGCUGGUCAUCAUCAAAGAGGACAAUUUUCCUCCUUUAAGAUGGCAUCUUGGACGAGUCGUCAGAAACAUACCGGGCAAGGACGGCGUAGCUAGAGUAGCUGAACUUCAAACAACUUCUGGACUAAUAAGACGUGCUUAUACCAAACUUUGCCCGUUGGUCGACCCGGACGAACACCAGACCCAAACGACCAGUGAGGCAGUUGGAAGCCAAGGGUUCCAAGGCCGGGGGCAUGUCUAAGCAUACGGCAGUAAAGGAACGCAAUAAAUGACGUCGUGGGCUUCUAUUGGUCCACGUACGGUUUUACGCCAAAUACGUGGACGCAACUAACAACUUUGAAUUGUAUAACGCCAUCUUGAC